GUGUAAAUUAAGAACGGAAACAAUAUAAAAAUGGCAAUCCAAAAGCCAGGCGAGUGGGCGAACUCACUUUUAGCCCGUUUCGAAGACCAGCUGCCCAAUAAAAUUGGUUUGCAUGGCACCCAAGCGCGCUUGAGUCAGGAUCAGCUGACCGCCUGUCUCAUACAAAUUUCUCGUUAUCGCUUCUCACUAGUUAUAUCUGGACUCACCAAAAUGCUGCAACGAGUUAAUGAAGCGUCUAUGCAAAGUCGUCACGACGCUGAGCGUUGUUAUUUUGAAUCACUAGUCAUAAUAUUAACAACUCUGGAGCGUUGUUUGGCUAAUCAGACAAAGGAUACGGCACGUUUUGAGGAAGCAAUGAAUGUUAAACUACUUUUACGCGAAAUUUCGCAAUUCAUCGAUGUACAGAGUGAUAAUAAUCCAAAUGCCGCGCAGUUGAAAGCUAUUGCGUCAAGAGUGCUUUUCGGACUGUCACAAAAUCAUUUUUCAGCUGUAUUUAAUCGCAUAUCAGCGCGCAUACAAGAGUUGAUCACGUGCUCAGAUGAGAAUCCCGACUGUUGUGACAUUGAAUUAAUACAACAUAUUGACAUGGACAUAAAUAAAUUAACCAAACUUUUGCAAGUGACCAAGUCAAGAUCGAAGAAGGCGCCGCCUUUGAUUUUGCUGCAUUCGUUAGAAAAAGCCAUUUGGAACUGGAUUGAAUACCAUCCACAUGAAUUUCAGGAUUUGCAACGCGGCAUUGCCACCAAAGAUAUUUCAAGCUGCUGGGAAACAUUGCUGGAAUUUGUGGAAGCAUAUAAAGCAGAAAAUAAGAAAAACAAGACAACCGUCUGGCCCUUACAAAUGCUAUUGCUUAUACUGAAUCCCAGCUGCUUAGAAGCCACCGUCAAUGAAUUGCAACAAUCUGAAAAGGAGAAGGAUAAGGAAAAAUACAGAGAUAAAGAUAAAACGUCAUUAACGCAAAAUUCUGUGCAAACUGCACGUGACAAAGAGCAAUCUGCUAAGCAAUUUAUUGAGGGUAUUAAACGUGGCUUGGGGCCACACUCACCCUCAAAGCAGGUCACCGAGUAUGCCGCUAUUGCUUGUGUAAAGCUAUGCAAAGCCUCAACAUAUGUCAAUAACAACGAUUCCAAUAAUGUGCUCUUCAAAUUAGUGCAGUAUGUCAUUAAUGAUUUGAAAGCUUUGCUCUUUAAUCCGGUCAAGCCAUUUUCGCGUGGUCAGGCGUACAAUUAUGCUGAUAUUGAGCUGAUGAUCGACUGUUGGGUUUCACUAUUUCGCAUAAAUCCACAUAAUAUCGACACAUUGAAAGUCUGUCUUAAUUUGUCUUCACCGCAAGCGUAUCACUUUGUAAUUGUCUGCUCUUUGUUGAGAUUAACACACAUACAUGUGGAUUUUCGUCUACAAAAUAAAAACUGUUUCCGCACCAUCCAUCAGCCAAUACUAUCUUGGUGGGCCAAAACCAAUGUUGUACACUAUCGUUCUGCAGAAUUGCGCGCACUCUUCACCGAUACCUUGAAUAAGGCCACUCAGGGUUAUAUUGCGCACACGCCACUGCGUAUGAUAACAUCGCUGACGCUGAAAUCGAAAGAUACGCAGAAAGGCUUGACGCGUUCCGAAGAGGGACCUGCACACAAAAUGCUGCUGCUCCUCUUGGUUCGMCUUAUACACGCUGACCCGAUGUUACUUUUAAAUACACAAGGUAAAGUGGCGCAUGAAAUGCAAAGUUCCUCGCUCGAGCUCAUCAAUGGUCUGGUGAGUCUCGUGCACCAACCCACCAUGCCCGAUGUAGCGCAGGAAGCUAUGGAGGCAUUACUAGCUUUACACUCAUACGAUAAAAUUGAAUUGUGGAAUCCACAGGCGCCAAUGAAUUGCUUUUGGGAUGUUAGUUCGCAAGUGCUUUUUUCGAUUUCGCAAAAACUUAUACAACACCAGAUUGCCAACUAUACGGAUGUGCUGAAAUGGAUGCGUGGCAUACUGAGUUGUCGCAAUGACUAUCUGCAGCGGCACAAGAAGUAYGCACUGGUCGGUCAUGAGCURCAGAUCUGUCGUCAGGCGCGCAUUAAACUGGAAGUGGUGUUCUUCAUGUAUCUGUGGUCAGUCGAUUUGGAUGCAGUGCUCACGUCACUCUCUUGCUUUGGCCUCUUAUGCCAAGAGUCGGAUAUUUUGUUGACGGCAGAUGAUUCGGCGACUGUSUUGCCUGUUGCGAACUAUCAAAUAUAUCAGGAGCUGACGCAAUUGGCAAGCUCGGAUACCCGUAUUUGUUUUUAUGAAACUAAUCAUGGCAAUGCUUACAACCGUCUGGCUCUACAACGACGUAUGAUGAAUUUGUUGCGCAAAAUCGAGCACUGUGUUGAUGGCGUACAAACAGCGUGGGAGGAAACCUUUAGAAAUUGGGAACUCACCAGCAAAGUCUUGCAAACAUAUCCCAAAUAUAAAAGUGACGAUGUGCAAGCCGAGCUCUUCCAUCGUGGCGUUGGCAAGCGUCGCGCGAGUCAUCAAAGUUCGGAACAUGAUUUAGAGGAGCACAUCACCGAGUGGGCCAACAUGACAUGGUUUCUGCUAACACUUGGCGGCGUGUGUCUGCAAAAGCGUUUGUCUUCACGUUGGAAGCAAAUGCAAUUACAAAAUAAUACCGCAACUGCUGGUUCCAGUAGCGGUAUGCCUGCGACGAGCAAUCUCCUGCAGUCGCACAACAGUUUGGCGCAAUCGCAGAACACUUUAGCAGCGUCCGGCAGUUUGACUUCGAUCUCCACGAUACCAGCUGUCUCGCUCUAUUCGCUCUACUCAUGUUCCACCAGUUCCGGACGUGGUUCUCUACUGCAUCCCAGCACCAUAUCAUUGACUACGAUAGUGCCGGUGCCGCAGCAAGAUUUACAAUACUGUCCGGUGUCACAAUUCAUCGGUCAGUUGUUGCGCUUGUUGGUGUGUAAUAAUGAAAAAAUCGGCUCGAAUAUACAGAAAAAUGUGAAAGAUUUAAUUUCGGAAGAAAUGACACCACAACUCUAUCCCAUAGUUUUCGAUCAAAUACGUUCGAUAGUYGAGAAAUUUUUCGAUCAGCAGGGACAAGUGAACGUCUCCGAAAUCAAUACCGCCUUCAUCGACCACAUUAUACACAUAAUGAUUUCGAUAUUGAGCCCACGACCCGUGAAGGAUCCGAACAAUGAGCAAGUCGCUGCUUCCGAGUACCUAAGCGUGACGAGCAUUGAAGGCAUGAUGCUGGGCAUUGUGCGUUAUAUGCGUCAUCGCGAAAUGACUGUGUCAGGGAUACGCGCCAAAGUGCGCGUUUGUAAUUUGGUAGAGAUAAUGAUAAAACGUCGCGACGAUUUGGCCUUUCGGCAAGAAAUGAAAUUUCGCAAUAAAUUAGUGGAGUACUUAAGCGAUUGGGUUAUGGGCACMUCACACCAAAUAGUACCGACAGCCAACGAACCGCCSCCAACAAAUCCCGCUGAAAUAUUCCGUGAACUCGAUAUAGCUUGUAUGGAAGCGGUUGCGGCGUUGCUACGUGGACUACCUUUGCAACCCGAGGAAUCCGACCGUGGCGAUUUGAUGGACGCGAAGAGCGCAUUAUUCCUCAAAUACUUUACGCUUUUCAUGAAUCUCCUAAACGACUGCAUUGAUAGCACUGAGGCUGAAAAAGAGUUAAAUAACCCACCGCUACUCCCACCGCAUCCGGCUGUUAAUGGCAGAUUGGGCAUGUUACGCUUUACCACCAUACAGGCGAUGUCAAAUUUGCUCGGCGCCAACAUCGACUCGGGUCUGAUGCAUUCCAUCGAUCUUGGCUACAAUCCCGAUUUACAAACACGCGCCGCCUUUAUGGAAGUGCUUACGCGCAUCUUGAAGCAAGGCACUGAAUUCGAUACGCUAGCCGAGACUGUGCUUGCAGAUCGAUUCGAGCAGUUGGUCCAAUUGGUUACAAUGAUUAGCGAUAAGGGUGAGCUGCCUAUAGCGAUGGCAUUGGCUAAUGUGGUGACCACUUCACAAAUGGAUGAAUUGGCACGUGUGCUGGUAACACUAUUCGAUGCCAAGCAUCUGCUCUCACCGCUCUUGUGGAAUAUGUUCUAUCGCGAAGUCGAAAUAUCCGAAUGCAUGUCGACACUCUUUCGCGGCAAUUCGCUUGGCAGUAAAAUAAUGGCAUUUUGCUUUAAAAUUUACGGUGCAAGCUAUUUGCAAAAUUUGUUAGAGCCGCUAAUACGACCUUUGCUCGAUGAUCAAACCACUAGCUAUGAGGUGGAUCCGGCUAGACUUGAGCCGGGUGAAGACUUGGAACGCAAUAAAGAGAACCUAAUAUCGCUCACCAGAGUCUUCUUUGAAGCGAUACUCAAUUCAGUGGAUCGUUUUCCCUCACAGUUGCGCUCAAUGUGUCACUGCCUCUAUCAGGUGUUGAGCAAACGCUUUCCCACCGUCUURCAAACCAAUAUUGGCGCAGUGGGCACUGURAUCUUUCUACGCUUUAUAAAUCCAGCUAUUGUCUCACCCCAAGAACUCGGCAUUGUUAAUCGCCAAGUGCCCGCCUCGGUGAAGCGUGGUCUUAUGUUGAUGUCGAAAAUCUUACAAAACAUCGCCAAUCACAUUGAGUUUUCUAAGGAGCAGCAUAUGGUGUCAUUUAAUGAUUUUCUACGCGCACGAUUUGAACAGGGUCGUCACUUUUUCGUACAAAUUGCCUCGGACUGCGAGACGGUGGACCAGGCUUCGCACAGCAUGAGCUUCAUCUCAGAUGCCAAUGUUUUGGCAUUACAUCGUUUGCUGUGGACGCAUCAGGAGCGCAUUGGCGACUAUCUCUCCAGCAGUCGUGAUCACAAAGCUGUAGGCAGGCGUCCUUUCGACAAAAUGGCCACAUUGCUGGCUUAUUUGGGGCCGCCAGAACAUAAACCAGUGGAUUCACACAUGAUGUUCUCAUCGUAUGCGCGUUGGAGCUCCAUUGACAUGUCAUCGAAUUACUUCGAAGAUAUUAUGGUGAAACAUCAAAUGCAUGAAAAGGAGGAGUUCAAAAGCAUAAAAUCCAUGAAUAUCUUCUAUCAAGCCGGCGCAAGUAAAGCGGGAUUACCCGUAUUCUACUACAUUGCCAGGCGUUACAAAAUCGGCGAAACGAAUGGCGACUUACUGCUGUAUCAUGUAAUACUCACGCUCAAAGCAUUAUGCCACUCACCUUUCGAAUUGCUCAUAGACUUCACRCACACUUGCUCGGAUAAUCGCUUUCGCACCGAAUUCUUGCAGAAAUGGUUUUGUGUGCUGCCAACCGUUACCUAUGACAAUUUAUACACCAUUUACAUUUACAACUGUAAUUCAUGGGUGCGUGAAUAUACAAAAUUCCAUGAACGCAUACUAGCGCCGAUAAAGAGUGAUCGCAAACUAGUGUUCAUCGAUUCGUCCAAUAAGCUCAAUGAAUACAUCGACACUGAACAACAGAAACUGCCAGGCGCCACAUUAUCGCUAGACGAAGAUCUCAAGGUAUUCAAUAAUGCGCUCAAGCUUAGCCAUAAAGAUACCAAAGUUGCUAUAAAAGUCGGUCCCACUGCAUUGCAAGUGACAGCAGUGGAGAAAACCAAAGUGCUGGGUCAUUCAGUACUGCUCAACGAUGUCUAUUAUGCCUCUGAGAUUGAGGAAGUUUGUCUAGUAGAUGAUAAUCAAUUUACGCUCUCUAUAACGAAUGAAAGYGGWCAGCUUWSMUUUAUACACAACGAUUGUGAUACCAUUGUACAGGCUAUCAUACAUAUACGUAAUCGUUGGGAGUUAAGUCAACCGGAAUCGGUGACGGUGCACCAGAAAAUACGUCCGAAAGAUGUGCCCGGUACACUUUUAAAUAUGGCACUACUUAAUCUAGGCACCUCAGAUCCCACCUUACGUUUAGCUGCGUAUAAUUUACUCUGCUCGCUCACCUGCUCCUUUGAUUUGAAAAUCGAAGGUCAACUAUUGGAGGCACACGGUUUGUGUAUACCAUCGAACAACACAAUUUUCAUUAAAUCCAUCAGCGAGAAAUUGGCCACCAAUGAACCGCAUUUAACGCUCGAAUUUCUAGAGGAAUGCAUACAGGGUUUCCAGCGCAGCACAAUUGAGUUGAAGCAUUUAUGCUUGGAAUAUAUGACGCCGUGGCUGAAUAACCUACUGAAAUUUUGCAAAUCAAACGAUGACGCCAAAAAGCUAAAGGUCGCACAGAUCUUAGAUAAAUUGAUUUGUCUUACAAUCGAACAGAAGGAGAUGUAUCCAUCGGUGCAGGCGAAAAUUUGGGGCUCAAUUGGUCGCAUACCCGAUCUCAUCGAUAUGGUGUUGGAUAAUUUUCUACACAAAUCGAUUACUUACGGUUUGGGUUCGCCGCACGUGGAGAUUAUGGCCGACACGGCUGUGGCGCUCGCCUCGGCCAAUGUGCUGUUGGUGUCGAAGAAGAUCAUAACGCGCAUGUGCCGCGUCUUGGAUAAGACCUGCACCAAUCCCACACAGUUUCUGGAGCAGCAUAUGAUGUGGGAUGAUAUUGCAAUACUGACGCGUUUUCUGCUCAUGUUGUCCUUCAAUAACUGCCUUGAUGUCGUAACACAUUUGCCAUAUCUAUUUCAUAUUAUCACGUUUUUGAUCUGCUCCGGUUCGGUGACAAUGCGCGCCUCCAUACACGGUCUCGUCGUCAACAUCAUACACUCGCUAACAACUUGCACUAAACCGACUUUCUCAGACAAUGCAAAGCGCGUGCUCCGGCUGGCWCUCGAAGAAUUCUCACUCUACAAAUUCUAYGCGCUCUUCGGUAUCAGCAAAGUCAAAUCGGCCGCUGUAACAGCCUUCCGCUCGAGCUAUCGUCAUCCAUCCGACAGAUGGUUGGGCAAUGAGCGCGUCUGUCAAAUGUUACCAGCCGAUGUGGAGCGCAUCACAUUGCCCUCAUUAGAAGAGGUGGUCGAUUCGCUGUCGGAGAUCAUGUCGGUCUGCAUGCCCGAUGUGCCGGAUUGCCAAUGGCUGGAGACAUGGACGACRUUGUCGCGCAGUUUCGCCUUCUGUUACAAUCCUGCAUUGGAACCACGUGCGCUCAUAGUUUACGGUUGCAUUAGUAAAAGCAUAACCGAUCAGGAAGUGAAACAACUUCUGCGCAUUUUAGUAAAAGCACUGGAAUCAUUCAACGACAUCACAUUAAUCGAGGCGAUCGUUUUAUGUUUGACGCGCAUACAACCCCUACUGAGACCUGAAUCGCCAAUACAUCGCGCCCUCUUCUGGGUUGCUAUCUCCGUGCUGCAGUUGGACGAAGUAUCGUUGUAUGAUGCCGGUUUGGCGUUUCUCGAACAAAAUCUGCAUACGCUGGAACGUCAGGGUUGCUUCGAUCACGAGAGCAUAGCCGAUGUCAUGAUGCGUACACGCGAAAAACUGGAGUGGCACUUCAAGCAACUCGAUCAUGCAGUAGGCUUAUCGUUUCGCAGCAAUUUCCACUUUGCACUCGUCGGUCACUUACUAAAAGGCUUUCGUCAUCCCACACCUUCGACUGUCUUUCGCACAUCCCGCAUACUCGGCACGCUGCUGAGUCUCGUCGCSAAACCUUUUCAUCGUGACAAAUUCGAAGUGACACCUGACAGCGUUGCCUAUUUGACGGCUUUGGUAGCCGUUUCCGAGGAAGUGCGCUCACGCUGCCACGUCAAACAUGCCAUACCACGAUGGACCACCGAUUUGAGCAUUAUGGAAAAUGGCGAAACGAUCUUCUAUGGCAAUCAGAAUGCGCUCGGCAUGUCGCUGCCACGUCGGCAAAAGUCCUGGGAUAUGCUUGAUCAGUCCGCUUUACAGUUUGCGCGUCAUCACAAAGGACCUGCACAUCAGGAGCGUGGUUCGCGUUCAUCUGUUUCCAAUGAGUCCAAUGUGCUAUUGGAUCCCGAAGUGCUCUCCGAUUUGUCCACGCAAGCGCUGGUAUUAACGGUUUUGGCCACAUUAGUGAAAUAUUCGACAGACGAGAAUGAGACGCGCGUGCUCUAUCAGUACCUGGCCGAGGGUUCGGUCGUAUUCCCCAAGGUGUUYCCAGUCAUACACUCGCUGCUGGACCAGAAGAUUAACAAUAUACUUUCAGUCUCACACGACCAAGUCGUGCUGAAUUCAGUACAAAGCAUCAUACAAAAUAUGCUCGCCAGCGAGGAUCCCUCACAACAGCAACUGCAUUUCCUGCAAAGUUGCGGCUUUGGUGGCCUYUGGCGGUUCGCUGGUCCCUUUACAAAGUACACCAUGAUGGGCGAAUCUUCGGAAUUAUUUGUGAAUUGUUUGGAGGCUAUGGUUGAGACAUGCCURCCAGGUGAUGAGACUGUGCCGGUGCCGCCAUCACCACGUCCAUACAAUUUGAGUUCAAGCCUCAGCAGUCUAACUUUAGGUUCACCAACUGAUAAAGCUGCAUGAAUAACAACCAGCCAACGURGCCGACAUCCGACAUUAUUCGCGCGAGUCUUUCGUUUUCUAAAUUUCUUCAAAAAAUGUUUUUAAAACCUGAAAAGUUUUACCACACAGCAAAGGAAUGAACCUAAGCAGCCAACACAAAUGUAAGAAAAGGGGAUGUACAAAGUAAGUCCAGAUUUUAAUUUUAUGAACAAGUGAAAGAACGGGUAAAAACAUGUAGAAGACAUAAAUGAAGAAUUCUGCAAUACUUAUGUACAGCAGGGAUUGGGACAAGUAUAAGUAUGCCGAGAACAAGGACCCACAGUGGCAUUUACAUCAGAUAUGUAUAUGUAUGUGCGUAACUGUGUUGAAAGUUUGAUUUUAGCUUAAAUGUAGGGUUAAAGUAGAAAACUUUUGACCGGCAAACGAAGAAAUUGAACAACUUAACCACCAGCAUCGAAUUUAGCUGUAAUACAAAACAACAAAAGUGAAAGCAAAAACAAACUAAAAGUAAAAGUAAAACCAAAAACAAUAAGUAAAAAUAUUAAUAACAGUACAAGUACACAUGCAUAACACUCACCAGCAAAUGUGUGCACGUGUGUCUGUGUGUGAGAAGAAUAAUAACCAAAAAUAAUUCAAAAACAAAAAAAAAGAAAGAAAGCAUAUUUUAUAAUAUGUGUGUGUGUAGUAAGUGCGCUUGUAUGUGUGCGUCGCCAUGUGUMAUGCUUUGAGUGUAUCAAACGCUAUGUUUUUGUUUUUGUUAUACAUAUAUUUAACUUGUAAGCUUUUAAAGUUACUAAUUGAAAUUACUUAAGUGUAAAAAAUCAUCCAUGUGGUCUUACWAAUGCACACUAACCUAACACAUAAGCACGACUAGACGCCAUCAAUUUAUCACGUUUUAUAGGAAAUUAGACAAAAAGUAAACGAAAAUUAAAAAAAAAAAUCCAACUGGAAGUAUUGUAUAGUAUAUCUGGAAGCAUGCUUGUAAAAUUUGUAAGUUUUGACUUGACAGUUAAGAAACUAACAGAGUCAAAGAGCGAGAACCGAGACGCGGGAGAGAUUUUAGUUUUUUACAGAGCUCCGGGUCCGCCUGAAAACUAAGAGUUCAAGAGAAAUUGUACCCACCCCCACCUGCUCUCCUUUACUGAUUCCUUUAAUUCCUUUUCCUUUAAUGGAUCUGUCUGACCGUUUUAAACGGUGAUCCAUUUCAAGGUUUCCUUUUUCGUUA
Messenger RNA from Bactrocera latifrons, 9547 nucleotides. RefSeq names its product neurofibromin (gene Nf1). NCBI's taxonomy places the organism in Eukaryota, Metazoa, Arthropoda, Insecta, Diptera, Tephritidae. Gene Ontology annotation, biological process: regulation of GTPase activity. The transcript is spliced from 27 exons. The record is from RefSeq and is a predicted model, not a curated record. The coding region runs from base 31 to 8343 and encodes 2770 amino acids.